UCAAUUUUUUCACCUCUGCGUCUGCUUUUGCUGCUUCGAAUUCAAUUCUCGAUUGUGAAUUCGUUUUGGUCGUUCUCGCCGUUCGUUCGUUUGGUUUUGGUCGUGCACUUCCUCCUCCAAUCCAUCGUCAGUUGUGUAAAAUUGCUGAAUUUCAAUACAGAAAAAAACAAAAAAACCUUUAUCAAAAUAAACACAAAUUAGAGUUUAUCUUGUUUAUAUAUAAAUUUCAAUUAAAAAGUAUUGUAGUUCUUACAAUCUCGGAGUUCAUAGUUGUGCUUUUAUUUUUUUCCUUAUCAUCGUCGUCGUCGUCGUUUGUUACAUCGCGCAAAAAUUCUCUACAACAGUGAAGUGUGUUUCCUCUUUUUUGUUGUUGGUUCUUUGCCUGUUAUUUAUUCCUGUUUUUCCAUUAUUCUCCUAAACUCCAACAACUCAUAACAAGGAAUCGUCCUAAAUAAUUCCCAAGGUUUUUCUCGUAUUCGUUGCUGGCUCACUGGUUGUUCCUUGAAAACAUCUGGCAGGCUUUUUUAUCGUGCACAAAAAAGAAAAACAAUAAUCUAACAGAAGCAGAAGGAAGAAAAGGGAAUUGAAACUGAAAUAAACGCGCUUCUUAGGAAUAAUAAAAUCGCCUAGGGGAGAAUUUUCUGUUGUUCAUCAACAUCACAUGAACAUCACUCGAAAGUCGACAAGACUCGCUCAACUCACCACCAGUUCCAGUAUCAGUACCAACACCAGCCACAGCCACACGAUUGGUUUUCCUUCUUUCCUUGCUUGCGUCGUCGUCUCUCGUCUCGUCUCGUUCUUGGUUUUUGUCCAUAACCAUAGUUCCGCUGCUGUCUCCUGAUUCUCUCCUCGUCCACGUUCUCCUGUGUGAUCUUUAUCUGUUUACAAUAAAAUUUGCGUUGCCCCUGUCUGUGUCUGUGCUGCCGCUGCACACCUCACCACCAUCAACAUCAUCCCUUGCUUCACAUUUUUAUAAGCAUAAAUAAAUUCGUACUUGUGCUUGCAUUGGAAACAAUUUAUUAACAAAUUUAUUUCACAGCCCAGGCUGAUUUGGAUAUAUUGCGUUUUCCUUGUCGUCUUGUCCCGCAUCGCCCAAAUCCAAGUAUAACAAACAAAGCUAUGUUAUCGCAAUUUUAUACACAAACAAAAUAAACAACAAAAAGUGAUUGCGCGUGAUUCAUCAAACAAAAUAAAGUAAACUCAGAUUUUAGUGAAUAAUUUGCCAUAAAUUGUGUUCAAACUCAAAUUACAAAAACAUCCACUGCCCGGGAGACAUCAUCUGAUAAACGACCGCGACCCAGCUAAAAAGCAGAACUACGUUCUCUGGAACUAUAACAAAAAUAAUCACAAAUAAUCUCGACUCGCGUCGUCGUCUCGCUCCUCUUCCAGUCGUUUGCCUUCGACAUCAACGAUUCUUUUCUGCAAUCGGUCUAUGGGAUUUGUUUAUCAUUUUCAAUUCAAAAAGAAGGAAAUAUAAGUUCGCUUCUCUCCGCGGGGGUAUUUUAACGGUUUUCCAAAAACAAAAAUCAUCUAACGUGUUUUCUUGGUCGGGUGCUAUUGACCUCGCUGUUGGUUGUUUCUCAAGGAUUUCGUGAUACACAUAAAAGAACAUUACGCUCUCUCUCACAACAUCGCACAUUUUUGCAAUGGGAAAACUUUUAAGUCUACUCGCUCGGGAUGAUUCCAAUUGUUGCACAGCAAAAUCUUACGAUGUAUUCCUAGAUUUUGAAAAUGCAGCUCCAACAGAUACAGAACUCGAAGUGUAUGCUGAAGUGGAUCAUGUGCUCAAGGAGUCCGAUGCUGUGCUGGAUGAAAUUCAAGUCUAUAAGGGUGCUGGAAAAGAAAUAAGAGAAGCUAUAGCUGACCCAUCGCCACAGUGCCAAGAAAAAGCCUGGAACGCUGUUCUGCCACUUGUGAUCAAACUGAAACGCUGCUAUGAACACUCACUGGAGCUGGAAAAAAUCGUACCAAAACUACUUGGCCAAUUGGUCGGUGGUAAAUUGAAUCCUACUCAACAUCUAGAAACACAACAGGCUCUAGUUAAGCAGUUGGCUGAAAUUCUUGAAUUCGUUCUUAAAUUCGAUGAAUACAAGAUGAAGACCCCAGCGAUACAGAAUGACUUUAGUUACUACAGACGCAUCGUGAGUCGCCAGCGUAUCGAUAGCACUAAUAACCUUCUGGUCAGCACAGAGCUAGCAAAUCGUAUGUCAUUAUUUUAUGCCCACGCGACACCAAUGCUGAAAGUACUUAGCGAAGCAACGUCGAAAUUCGUCGAAGACAAUGCUCAAGAUGUCGAGAAUACAACAGAAACUUUGGGCACAAUGGCGAAAGUUUGUCUUCGGAUGUUAGAAAACCCAAAACUUUUGUCUCAAAUUGAACGCGAAGAAACACAUCUUCUAGUCCUUAGAGUAAUGGUUGGCCUUGUCAUCCUCUACGAUCAUGUCCACCCGGUGGGAGCGUUCGCCCGUGGAGCACAUGUAGACGUCAAAGGAUGUGUACGAUUGCUGCAGGCCCAGCCCGCCAUCAAAGCAGAGCCACUCCUAAAUGCCCUGCGCUACACAACCAAACAUCUUAACGAGGAUAACACGCCGAAAACUAUCCGAAAUUUGCUAGCCGCAAAAUAGUCGGAAUUCUUCAUACCCGUUUCCGUUUAUUAUUAUAAUAUAACGAAUUUCAAAAUUGAGUGCUGAAUAAUUGCAUUUAGAAUGACAACAAUGAAAAAUCUUGUGAAGUUCUAAAACUGAUGAAAAAACAAAACAGUAUAUUGUUUUUAUUAUUAUUAUUUCUAUUUCUAUUUUUUUGUUUUGUAGAUUUUAAAAUUCAUUUUAAUAUUAAAUAAUAUAAAUUACCAAUUAGUAAUGUAACAAACAUUUAUUUUAAUAUAUCAAAAAUAAAAUUUAAAAUAUUUUCUUAAUUAAUAAGUAGAUUAUUAUCCAUUUUUUUGAGAAUUCUUAAAAUUCUUCUUAAACACAAGUUGAAAAAAAAACGUAAACAAAAAUGAAAAGUGUGAGUUCUAAAAAAUAUAAUCAUUGCUUGACCAAUUUAAAAAACAAAACACUCUGUAUUUUAAUUUUAUAAUUUAUUUAUAUUUAAUUGAAUGUAGUGUAAUUACUAGAGUCUGUUAAUUUUUUAGUUUUUUUUUUAAAAUGAGAAACCUUCCCUUUUUAUUAUUUUUGAAGAACAUUUUGCUGCGCAUAAUUUAGAAGAAAUCACCUUUUUAAAAUGUAGUAAAUAAAACACAACACACAAAACAGUAAUGCAUUUUUAGUAAAUAAAAACAAAAACAAAAACUAAAUUGAAAUUGAAAUUCCGUAAUAAAAAACUCAAAUUUUAGAUAAAAAUUAAAUUAUGCAACAAAAGAAAACAACAAAUUAUAGCAAAAAAGAAUGAAAAAUAAAAAUUUACAAUUAUAUCUAGCGUAAUUGAUACGGAAUUUAAAAAUUUAAAAAACAUACAAACAUUUGAUUAUUACGUAUUUAAAUCAAAAAAGAAAACAAUGUAUAGAUUAUGUACAUGAACAACAUCUCUUCGAGAAUAUAAUAUAACAAAUACCACAAAAUAUUAAUGCAUUUAUUAUAACAAAACAAGAAUAUAAACAAAUUAUAUUAUACAAAAUAAAAGAAAAAGGAGAAUUUGUUUUGCGUUUUUUGUACCAAAAAAUUAUAAUUAGAAUUGAAUAAAUAAAUGCAAACAUUUUUCUUGUUAUAUAAUUUUUUUUUUUGGAUGAAACAAAAAAAUAAUAUUUAAAUAUUUUUAGCCAACAAUACAGGCAUAGACUAUGAACUCCGAAUUUGUAUGUUUUUCUUUUUAUUGAUAAAUAAAUCUCUAGUUUACUUAUUGGAACUGAUGAUUGAGUGAACUAAUCAGAGGAGUUGUAGUGUGUUACGAUACCAAUAAGUGAUCAAAUAAAUAAAUGAACAAAAUAAUUAAAUAGUGCAA
Eupeodes corollae is the source of this 3939-nucleotide messenger RNA. Its product is annotated as CYFIP-related Rac1 interactor B. Gene Ontology annotation, biological process: regulation of actin filament polymerization. Gene Ontology annotation, molecular function: small GTPase binding. The transcript has 4 exons. Lineage: Eukaryota; Metazoa; Arthropoda; Insecta; Diptera; Syrphidae. The record is from RefSeq and is a predicted model, not a curated record. The coding region runs from base 1647 to 2624 and encodes 325 amino acids.